UCAACUUUUUUUCUCUUGAUUCCGAAUUAUGAAAGUUUCUCUCUAAAAAAGGAAACGGUUGAGCUUUUGCAAUCAAAGUCCUUAACCUAGUUGAAUCUUAAAAUCCAGAUCUUGAGCCUUCACAAGCUUUUCAAAGUUCAAGCUGGUUUGGUUUCUCUAACACUUGUUCAAUAGCUUUGCUUUGAAUUUUGACUUUGUUUGACUUGACAGUGACUAUAUAGUCUCCAAUUUUGAGUUGAAAAGCAUGGUAUUAGUUUAUUGUUUGUAUUUGCUUUUGAUUUUUAUGAUUAUUCUAUAAUAAUAGUGGAUAAUGUAUUGGGGUUGGUGGAGUUAAUUAGUAUUCUUUCAGUGUUUGUUUCAUUGAUUAUAUGAUAAGAAGACUUGGAUUGAAAGAUCUUGUUUGUUGGGAGUUUCUUCAUAGAUUUGAAGAUGUUGUUCUCUCUGUCAUUAGAUCAGAUUCAAAGUUCAUGAGUUAUCUACCUUCUGUUUUGGCAACUGCUACAAUGAUUCAUGUUUUCAACAGUGUUGACCCUAGUUUAGGAGAUGAAUACAAAAACCAGCUUCUUGGUAUUCUUGGAAUCAACAAAGAAGAAGUGGAUGAAUGUGGGAAGCUGAUGAUGAAAGUGUGGAGAGAAUAUGAAGAGAAUGAGAAUGGAUUCAACAAACGUAAGUUUGGGUCAAUUCCAAGUAGUCCAAACGGUGUAAUUGAUGUGUCAUUUAGCUGUGAAAAUUCCAAUGAUUCAUGGGCUAUAUGAGCAACAGUUUCAGUAUCAUCUUCACCAGAGCAUUUGUCAAAGAGGAUCAAACUUAAGAACAGUUUCUAUUAAACUAUUCAUAGUUAAUUUCAACUUUCUAAUUUCAUAAUGCAAAGAGGAAAAAAAAAGAAAAAUAGUCUUUUUUAUUAUGAAGUACUGUGUUUUUUUUUUUUGAGGGAGAAGUUAAAAUGCUGAGUAUGUCUAUUGAGUCUUCUCAGUGAUGGAGAUAUUGAUGUAUUCUAUGAC
This is a messenger RNA of Vicia villosa (hairy vetch), 1001 nucleotides long. Its product is annotated as cyclin-D3-1-like. The transcript is spliced from 3 exons. The record is from RefSeq and is a predicted model, not a curated record. Lineage: Eukaryota; Viridiplantae; Streptophyta; Magnoliopsida; Fabales; Fabaceae. The coding region runs from base 369 to 755 and encodes 128 amino acids.